Messenger RNA from Colletotrichum truncatum, 990 nucleotides. Its product is annotated as RNA recognition domain-containing protein. Lineage: Eukaryota; Fungi; Ascomycota; Sordariomycetes; Glomerellales; Glomerellaceae. Gene Ontology annotation, molecular function: RNA binding. Gene Ontology annotation, biological process: small-subunit processome assembly; endonucleolytic cleavage in 5'-ETS of tricistronic rRNA transcript (SSU-rRNA, 5.8S rRNA, LSU-rRNA); endonucleolytic cleavage in ITS1 to separate SSU-rRNA from 5.8S rRNA and LSU-rRNA from tricistronic rRNA transcript (SSU-rRNA, 5.8S rRNA, LSU-rRNA). The record is from RefSeq and is a predicted model, not a curated record. Gene Ontology annotation, cellular component: nucleolus.
AUGGCGCCCGAGAAACGAAACAAGUUCCUCGACGCCGAAGAGAGCGACGACGACCUCGACCAAGGCUACGACUCCGAGGCUGAGGAGCUGCGCAAAGGAGGCCGCAGCGCCAAGAGACGUAAGGUCGACUCAGAUGAAGAAGAUGACUUCAGCGACGAGGAAGGCGGUCUUGUAGACCAGGAAAAGGACAGUGAAGAUGAAGACCAAGAAGACGACGACGACGAGGAGGCAGAACCCUCGACCUCUUCAGGGAAAAAGUCAAAAUCCGCAGCAGAACUCCCCGACGUCUCGAAACCCCUUACGAAAAAGAAUCUUAUCGCGACAGAAGAGGCCAUCAAGAAGUCUGGCGUCGUCUACAUCUCGCGAAUCCCGCCAUUCAUGAAGCCCCAGAAGCUGCGCUCCCUCCUUGAGCCCUACGGCAAAAUCAACCGCAUUUUCCUCGCACCUGAAGACCCGGCCGUGCACGCGCGGCGCGUCAAGGCUGGCGGCAACAAGAAGAAGUCCUACACGGAGGGCUGGGUGGAAUUCAUGCGCAAGAAGGACGCCAAAGCCGUGUGCGAGCUGCUGAACGCUCGCACAAUCGGCGGCAAGAAGGGAUCCUACUACCAUGAUGAUAUUUGGACGCUCAAGUACCUCAAGGGGUUCAAGUGGAGGCAUUUGACGGAGCAGAUCUCGGCCGAGAAUGCGGAGCGGACGAGCAGGAUGCGUGCGGAAAUCAGCAAGGCCAGCAAGGAGAACAAGGAGUUUGUGCGGAACGUGGAGCGCGCGAGGGUGUUGGACGGCAUUGCGGCCACCAAGGCGAAGCGCGGGAAGCAGGCAGCGGCUGCCGCGGAGGAUACGCCUGUGGCCGCGGACGGCGAGGGGCAGGCGGGCGGCGACAAGAGGCGGACGGUGUUCAAGCAGAUACCCUUGGCGGAGAGGAAGAGCGAGGCUGGCGCGGCUGGGAAGCCGGCGGGGGAUGUUGCGCGGGUUCUUGGCAAGAUCUUUUGA